UAGUAUAUAAGGCAAGGGGCCAACACAAACAUGUCAGUCACAUCGACUUGGCAUAGGCUUCUCUUCUUGACCAACCAAAACCCCCACAAAUUCUAAAGAGAUGGCACCCAAGAAAGCCAAGAAGAGACAGCAGCAGGGAGAGGGUGGAUCCUCCAAUGUGUUCUCCAUGUUUGAGCAGAGCCAGAUUCAGGAGUACAAGGAGGCUUUCACAAUCAUUGAUCAGAACAGAGACGGAAUCAUCAGCAAGGAUGAUCUUAGGGACGUGCUGGCCACUAUGGGUCAACUGAACGUGAAGAAUGAGGAGCUGGAAGCCAUGAUCAAGGAGGCCAGCGGCCCCAUCAACUUCACCGUCUUCCUCACCAUGUUCGGUGAAAAGCUGAAGGGUGCUGAUCCCGAGGAUGUUAUCGUGAGCGCUUUCAAGGUCCUGGACCCCGAGGCUACCGGCUUCAUCAAGAAGGAAUUAAUUGAGGAGCUCCUGACCACCCAGUGCGACAGGUUCACCGCUGAGGAGAUGUCCAACCUGUGGGCUGCCUUUCCCCCAGAUGUGGCUGGCAACGUAGAUUAUAAACAGAUCUGCUAUGUCAUCACACACGGAGAGGAGAAGGAGGAUGAGUAAAUCCACUUUUUCAAUCCCUCUGCCUCUCUCUGUCAUCCCCCUCACUACCUCCCUUCUCCAACUCUGUGGCCCGCUUACACCCUCCCCUCGCUCUUCUUUCCAUCUCCACCCCACUCACUAUGAAAGACUCUCCUUUAUCGAGAGACUUUGAGUUGAGAGGGUUGAAGGCUAUGGAGGUGUGCUGUGUGAGAGUAUCAACAGUGGGAUUAUUUGAAAAUAAAAUCUUGUACCAUCAAAA
Oncorhynchus kisutch (coho salmon) is the source of this 854-nucleotide messenger RNA. RefSeq names its product myosin light chain, phosphorylatable, fast skeletal muscle b (gene mylpfb). The record is from RefSeq and is a predicted model, not a curated record. The transcript has 6 exons. Lineage: Eukaryota; Metazoa; Chordata; Actinopteri; Salmoniformes; Salmonidae. Bases 101 to 616 code for a protein of 171 amino acids. Gene Ontology annotation, molecular function: calcium ion binding.